AUGGGUGUUCCACAAAUAUGGGAAUACCUAAGACCAUAUACCGAAGACAAUCGGCUACCCUUCCGUCACUUUGUGUCUGAUUUCAGAGGGAAACAUGGGAGAUCACCACGGAUAGCCAUCGAUGCCUAUAAUUGGCUUUUUGAAUGUGGGUUCAUCAAAUCACAUGGCAAUUCUAUCAAAUACAACUCUCAGGGAACAUUACCGAAGGCAAUCUUGAACUUCAUCUCCAGAUUGAAGGACUUAUUAAGCCUAGAUGUCACCUUUUUGCUUGUCUUUGAUGGACCCAUGAAACCAAGUUUCAAGAACAAUUUCAUGAAUGAGUCUGAUGCUACCUUGGAUUUUAAUCAAAUAGAUAUGAUAGAAUAUAUGAAACAAUGGGAGCUGCACAUACAAUAUCAUAAGGACAAUGCUACCGGAUGUUUGACAUCUACAAAUCACCAACCUGAAUUUAUGAGUUGUAUUACGACAAUACUUAGAGCUAUGAACAUUUCAUUUUUAGAGAGUUGUGGGGAGGGAGAAGCCCAAUGUGCCUGGCUACAGAUAAAUGGGUAUGUUGAUUUUAUAUGGACUAACGAUUCUGAUACACUAAUAUUUGGAGGCACCAAGCUAUUGAAAAAUUAUUCUAAAUCGUUAGAUGAUGUAGGUAUGACAUCUACCAAGGCAAGUCCAUCGAAAAGCAGGAGUCCCAGCAGAAGUCCCAGCAAAAGUCCCAGCAGAAGUCCAACAAGAAUUCCACAACAAGAGACUACAGGUGGUUUAUCCAGAGAAUAUUUUGUUACAGAGGUAGAUCUCAAUAGAAUUUCAUUAGAGACCGAGGGGAGAUUAGGUCGUUGGCCUCUUUUAUUCUUUAGUAUACUGUCAGGCGCAGAUUAUAAUCAAGGUGUAAAAGGAUUGGGUAAGGCAAAGGCUAUGAAAUUAGCUCAGUUAUCGAACCCAAAUUUUGCUCUCAGGUUCAGAGAUAUCUUUGCAAGUUUGGAAACAGAUGUAAGUGAAAGAACUUUGAAAUAUGCAGAAUUUCAACAAGAUGUCUUCCAUUAUUGUCAAGACCAUUCUAAAUCGUUAUUCGGUCGAAAUUAUUCUUCAAUGUUAAGCACUAAUGGGUUCGAAGACUGGCCUACUGAUCUAGUUGUAUUGCAUUAUUUUCAUCCUUUUACAGCCGGGACCCUUAAUCAUUCUAUUUUCAAUUCAAAUCACUCGAAUGUGAGUGGCAAUUUGGGUUAUGAUCUGAUAAAAUUCAAUGAACUCGGAGAUUAUUUGAAAACAUUUAACCUUCCAGGUGUUACACAUUUUGAUAAGUGGUUCCAUGAAACCAUGCAUCAAUCAUUUCUCUUACAUUUCAUUCUUUAUUCAAAAAGUUCAUUUGAUAGUAUUUUAAAAAUCACUGAGGAGAAGGAGCUUCUCAUCAACAAUGAGGCAAGAUUCAAGAGGCCUUAUUGGAAAAUCCGUUAUAAAGCAUUCCUUUCAAACAUAUCACCGCCAAUUGAACCUAUUCAGUCUCCUACGAAACAAACAAGAAGUCCCAGUAAAAGACAAACAGAUAUUAGAAAUUUCCCAUUUUCUAUGUGGCUACCGAAAGAGAUGAUCCCCCGAACACAUGUACUGGUUAAGAACUAUGAAAAAGAAGAACAAGACCGAUUAAACGAAGAAUUGGCGAAGGAAUCGAAACUAAAAUCAAAGUCCAGAUCGCCAAGAAAGAAAAAUAAAUAUGUCCAAAAAAAUAACCUUGACGUAUUCCUUCAAAAGCAUGCAUCUCCAAUAAAAGACGUAAGCAGUUUGAGCGAAUUAAAAAAUCCGGUUUUAGAACCCGUAAAAAGAAAAUUAUUUGUUGAAGAUAAUGAUGAUAGUGAUAAUGGACACCCUGAAAUCAUUAACCUUGAUGAAAGUUUUCAUGAUGAUUCACUCAUCGUAUUAGAAGAGAAUAAUAGUGCGAAUCCCGUAAUUCACAAUUCACCUACUAAACGUUUGCUGGAAGUCGAUAAAGACGAUGUUAUAGACAGGAAUACCGAUAUUGAAGAAUCUCCUUUGAAGAGAACACAUAGAGACGAUCUACCUGAGAAGAAGACAUUACAACUUUCGUUCAGAGAAGACUACAGUACCGAUCAGUUUACGAAUCGCCCUGUUUUGAAGAAUACAGUAACAUUUGAACGUACACCUUCUGUUCUGGAUCAAUUAGUGUCUGAUGCUCAAAAGACUAUGCAAGAUGAUUUUGACACCAGUGACAGUAGUCUUGAGCUUUGA
Molecule: messenger RNA, 2238 nt
Organism: Naumovozyma castellii
Lineage: Eukaryota; Fungi; Ascomycota; Saccharomycetes; Saccharomycetales; Saccharomycetaceae
Gene: YEN1
Product: crossover junction endodeoxyribonuclease
Exons: 1
Coding region: 1-2238 (745 amino acids)
Source: RefSeq, a predicted model, not a curated record